Messenger RNA from Fusarium keratoplasticum, 1665 nucleotides. RefSeq names its product FAD-binding FR-type domain-containing protein. NCBI's taxonomy places the organism in Eukaryota, Fungi, Ascomycota, Sordariomycetes, Hypocreales, Nectriaceae. The transcript is spliced from 4 exons. Gene Ontology annotation, cellular component: plasma membrane. Gene Ontology annotation, biological process: copper ion import; intracellular iron ion homeostasis; iron ion transport. Gene Ontology annotation, molecular function: ferric-chelate reductase activity. Bases 1 to 1665 code for a protein of 554 amino acids. The record is from RefSeq and is a predicted model, not a curated record.
AUGGCAUCUGCACCCAGGCCACCACGCUCCAAGCAGCAGAAAAAUGAGGAAACGUUAACAGUAUAUGCCCUCCUCCUCUUCGGCCUCUUCAUUUUCGUUGUUUCGGCCCAUCGGUGGCAUUCCUCAAGCAAAGGGGCGCCACAAAAACAGCGGUCAGCGGUCAAAAAGGCUCAAGAGGCUACACGACGAGCCUCGGUCCUCGCUUUUCACAAACCCCAACUGAGCUCAGCAUGGGAAUGGUUCGGCCGGCCGUCUCUCGGCCUUGUCACGUUGGUCGGCGUCUUCCUAGCGGCCAACACUUUUCUCUGUUCGACUUCGUUUGCUAGUCACGCAGUCAACCACUUUGCCUCUAGAUAUGGAUGGAUGGCAUCUGCAAACAUGGCCUUGUGCGUCUUUUUUGGAAUGAAGAACACGCCGCUGGCACUUGUUUCAUCGCUCUCACACGCUAGCCUUAAUGUUCUUCAUCGAGUUGUAGGUUACGUAGCAGUCCUGCUCAUUGUUUUACACGCCAUACUUUACACCAUCUUCCUCAGCCGCCAGGGCCGAUUGGCCAAGCUUCUCGAGUCAUCCGACCUGUCAGGAAUCGGCGCCGGCAUCACCAUGAUUGUUCUUCUACUGACAGGUCUUUAUCGAUAUCGUCACUAUGAGAUGUUUUACAUCGGUCACAUCGCUGGCUUUGUGAUGACCAUCAUCCUGGCUGUACUGCACAGACCGCUCUGGGCCAAAAAGCUCCCUAUUGUGAUGCUUUUUACUGCUGGCUUAUGGGCCAUAGAUCGCACCCUACGAACAUCACGUCUAUCAUGGAAUGUCGUCAACAACCAUGCUCUUUGUUAUCCUCUCCCAGGUGGUGGAAUUCGGCUGCUUCUUAAAAAGCCAUCCGUUGAAGGCGCCACACCAGGAUCACAUUGCUAUCUAUGGAUUCCACGCGUACGAUUCUUCCAAUUGCAUCCUUUCACAAUUGUCAGCAACGGGCCUUUAGGUUUGGAGCUCGUGAUAAAGUCGCAGCAAGGCUUUACUGAAGCUCUUGGUGAGUUUGCAAUGAAGCAACCAGGUCGAGCCAUCUGGGCUUCAUUGGAUGGGCCAUACGGCGCGUUGCCAGAUACGACAGGUUACGAUAAAUUGGUUUUCAUUUCCGGAGGGAGCGGCGCGGCGUUUACAUUUGGCCUCAUGAACCGUAUUCUGCACCGCACAGGAGGGUUAAUAUCGCAGCCCAUUGACUUUGUGUGGGCUGUGAAGCACACAGAACAUUUGGCCUGGUUUGGUGACAGCCUUCGGGACCUCGCAAGUGCCGAUUCAACGGUCAAUAUGUUCUUGCACAUCACGAAAGAGGAGCCAGGCCCCAUGGGUAGUGACGGUCUGGUGGUAUUCCCAGAAUUUGCAAAUUUUGGCGUCAAGUCAGAGAACAGUGAGGCACAGCCACUUCUGACCAGAACUGCAAGCAAGGAUAGCCAACCUGGCCUCAAGGCGAGUGUCGUAUACGAGAGGAUGAAUCCCCAGACUGUGGUUCAAAACGCGAUGUUCAAUAUGGGAAGUCAUGAGCAAAUUCUUAUUUGCGUAUGCGGGCCAAAGUCAUUGAUGGACAGAGUCAAGGAGACAGUCAACGAUUGCUGGGCUGAUUCAAAUCCCAGAAUUGACAUCCACUGUGAGGACUUUGGGGGGUCAUAG